Messenger RNA from Paramormyrops kingsleyae, 3062 nucleotides. It is a transcript of the gene txndc15, whose product is annotated as thioredoxin domain containing 15. Lineage: Eukaryota; Metazoa; Chordata; Actinopteri; Osteoglossiformes; Mormyridae. The record is from RefSeq and is a predicted model, not a curated record. Gene Ontology annotation, biological process: cilium assembly. Gene Ontology annotation, cellular component: cilium.
CUUGCAGAGUUCAUCUGUAAAAUAGGCUGAGAUGAGACUCGUGCGGCGCCCAAGGAGUUAAUAAGCUGCGCCCGGCGCUGAAAGCCUUCCCCCGGAAACAGUCGCCGCGGACGGACACUCCGCUUUAGCGAGUGCGGAUGGUGGCAGACAUGAGCUCCUGAUGUGUUAAGGUCGCCGUUUUGUGUAAAUCAAACAGGCUGCGGCCAUGCGGCUGACAUCGAUAAUGAUGGACGUCCUGUGCACCGUAUAUGUGACUCUGUCCGCCAUCAGACAGGGAGCGGUGCUGACCGCAGCCGAGGUUAGUGAGCCAAAGGAGUUAAAAAUUCUGGAGGACGUUUACAAGGGGGUCAGCUUGGAGGACAGCCCCGAGUUUGUGGAACGUGAGGAUCCAGAGCUGCAGCCGAAGUGGAGCUUCAAGACUGCAGAGAUUGCAGACGCCGUGCUGGGCACGGAGGUGUCCGUCGACCCGGCUGGACUGGAGUCCCUCAUUCCCAGAAGCGUCAAGGAUAUGCAGGCCGGAUUCUCCACAGCAUCAGGGGAUCUGGCAGACGGGAACGGCCCCGAAGAGAUGGAACCGGUUACCCUGGGGAUGGUCCACGUGGACAUCAUGGCCAGCGAGGAACAGAACUCCACAGACGCGCCAAAGCAGCACAAAGUCAACUGUCACAAGAUAAAUGUCACUGACAACGAUAGUCUGGCUGUGCAGAUCCUAAAUGCAUCACAGGAUCUGAUGGAAUUCCUGAACGCUAACAGCACAGAAUGCUCUCUGGUCUUAUUCUACACCACCUGGUGCCAGUUCUCGGCUAGCCUGGCUCCCCACUUCAACGCACUGCCUCGAGUCUUUCCCGGCAUGCGCUUUCUGGCCCUGGAUGCAUCUCAGCACAGCAGUCUUUCCACGAGGUUUGGAACAGUAGCUGUCCCAAACAUCCUUCUGUUUCAAGGGGUUAAACCGAUGGCCAGGUUCAACCAGACGGAAAGGACCCUGGAAACUUUAACGGCAUUUAUAGCAAACCAGACGGGUUUCGAGAUAGUUCCAGGCCAGAAUGUGACGGAGGAGGAUCGUUGGGGGCCGCUGCCCAGCGUCCCCGUCAAAGGCGUCGAUUGGCUGCUCGUGUUUUCAGUCACGUUUAUAUUUGGGUUUACGCUUUACGCGAUACUGCGGACGGACAGCAUCCGGAGGCUCAUCCCAGGGCAGGAGCAUGAACAUCAGGACUAAGGAGGAGUCUGCCCCGGCAGAGAGGCUGUGACGCUGCUGUAUGAGUCAUUGCAAGGUGAAUAAAGUUAAGAAAAAAAGCAAUUUUAUAUUUAAUAUUAACUCAGUCCUUGUUACAGAGCUGUUUUAUUCGCUGGUUUCCGAUUGUGCUUAAUAUUUACAAUAAAUAAUUUGAUUGAUAAUUCCUGUGCCAAUUGCCUUGAAACGCAUUUCCAGAUAUGGAUCCAAAUUGGAAUGAGGAUGUUGCUGAUAUUAGGGUGGGUACAAUUCCAUAAUUUAAAUGCAGGACACCCCCCCCCCCCCCGGAUCCUAUGCCCAAGUCCGGGAAAUGUGCAUCACAGAUGUUUUCCAGUUCAGUCAGAUUCUUGAUUUGCCUAAAACCAGUUGUUAAUUGAAUUCUAUUAGGUCAUUGUGAAAUCGCUUUUACAUGCUAUAUUGUAUGCUUAUGCAUUGUAAUUGUAGCGAGCGUUAAUCAUUACAAAUAGUGAAGUUGUUAAUCUAAGGACUGUCGUAAUGGUUAUUAUUAUUAUUAUUUUAUUAUUACUAUUAUUUAUUGUUUUUACUGGUUCAUCCAUUUAAAAAAUGUAUGCACCUUAAGUUGUACAAAUAUAGCCUACAGAAAAACGUAAUUAUGACUAUAUUAGGCUACCACGUCAUAUAUAACCAAUAUUUAUGAUUGGUCGAAAGAGUGAGAAAGUGAAAUAAUCCAUAACUAAAAUGUGAUUCACAGUGGAUUUAACACCAAGGCCUAUUCGAGAACUCGGGGUCCUGUGGCGUGCACACGCGCAAAAUCAUGGGGAGCGUGUGAAUUGCCUUCACUUCCAAACUGGCAAGAUCCUUAUUACUAAUAACCAUUGGUGAGAGGAUCAAAUCAAGUACACAUCUAUUACAUUACUCAUAGGUUGGCCUGAAAGUUUAUAGGUGAAUAAAAACUGUUUAUUCUACAGCAAUGUAUUUUCAGUGCUGGCUUAUCCAGUUAAGGCGUUUGUUAUUAAACAGUACGUUUUUAUCUAAUUUUAUUUCACCCCCAAAAUAAAUUUAUGGCCUACAUUCUCGAUGUAUAUGGUAGUCUCUGGACCACCACAGUUAUUAGAAUGUUUCUGCUGAAGCCUUAAAAUCUUUUUGUCUUCUAGUCUGUCUCUUCUGCUCUUUCUCGCCUGGGUAAAAUGGCGUGCCAGCAGUGAUGAUAUAUUACCUCCAAUAGGGGGCGCAAUGCGACAAAGCGUCGAGAAAAAAAAAUUGCAACGCGUUAUUUGGCCAAAGGUUUUUAGCAGACCUAUACGCAGUCCAUGCGAUAAUAAAGUAAAACCACUACAAUUAAACAUGGCCCCAAAAUUAUAGUCCGAUAAAUUUGUGGGCAUUCAAAUUUUGGUUGGUAGGUUUCAACAAACGUCUACUAUUUCUCAUUUUAUUUAAAACCAUGUAACACUCCCGUUAUUCAUAAAAACCACAGAAUAAAAAAAAUGCAGAAAUACAGUUUUGUCCUGCUGAAUUCCAGUGAACAACUUAAAAAGGUAAGGUAAUUUACAAUCGUUAGACACAUCAAUGGGGGUACUUUUGGGUAAUUUAAGGCUGUUCCUCUGAACUGUGAACUUUUAAAAGGACAGCCAGUGUGAUUAAAUCUUCAAUUACAAUUCAUCAGUAUUUGUUGGGAAUAUUUGUCAUGUACACUGCUUUUGAAAAAAAAAAAUCGUAAUUUCUAAGCAAGCAGUCAUGUCUUACGUUUUGUUUAUCGCCUUUCGUCAUUUUUCCUGAAAAUGCAAAAUGUUGGCUAAGUGGACCAUUAGACACCGAAAAGCACUUGUUCGAGAAUAAACAAAGAAUAAAAGAAUAAAUAACUUUCGUGAAA